Molecule: messenger RNA, 1240 nt
Organism: Oppia nitens
Lineage: Eukaryota; Metazoa; Arthropoda; Arachnida; Sarcoptiformes; Oppiidae
Gene: Dic1
Product: mitochondrial dicarboxylate carrier-like
Exons: 4
Coding region: 99-1031 (310 amino acids)
Biological process (GO): malate transmembrane transport; succinate transmembrane transport; phosphate ion transmembrane transport
Molecular function (GO): sulfate transmembrane transporter activity; succinate transmembrane transporter activity; antiporter activity
Source: RefSeq, a predicted model, not a curated record
UUUAAUAUAUUUUUAAUAACUAAUUGAAGUUAUUGUCCACUAAAUGAUUGAGUGCUUCCAUAAGUGUCUAAUCAAUUGAGUGAUAAAUAGAGCAAAACAUGACAUCCCGUGACAACCGAUUGGCCAAAUGGUAUUUCGGUGGUCUGGCCAGUGCUGGUGCCGCGUGUUGUACCCAUCCAUUAGAUCUGCUUAAAGUUCAUUUACAAACGGCCACAACAAAGGCCCGAUUGUCGACCACUUCUGGUUCGGGAAGUGCCUCUGAAAUGGGUCUUUUGGCUAAUACUCGUCUUAUUAUUCGUAGUCAAGGAGUUAUAGCCCUAUAUAAUGGUUUAACGGCUUCUCUUUUAAGACAAUUGACUUAUUCGACCACAAGAUUCGGUAUUUAUGAGGUGUUGAAACAAAGGAUUUCUAAGAAUGGUCAACAAAUAUCAACAUUUCAUUCCGUCAUUUUGGCCGGUAUUUCGGGCGCAGCCGGAGGUUUCAUAGGCACUCCGGCAGAUAUGGUUAACGUGCGGAUGCAAAAUGACAUCAAACUGGCCGCCGAUAAGAGACGCAAUUAUCGUCACGCCAUCGAUGGCUUAAUUAAGGUUUACCGCUAUGAAGGUAUCAAAACUUUAUUCAAUGGCACAACUAUGGCCACCACUAGAGCUAUAAUGAUGACUAUUGGACAGUUGGCCACUUAUGAUAAAUUUAAAUACUUGUUGAUGACAAAUGUUCCCAACAUUUUUGAUGACAAUAUGUUAACACAUUUUACGGCGUCCACAUUAGCUGGUGCUGUGGCCACCACUUUCACUCAACCGCUGGAUGUGUUGAAGACUCGGCUCAUGAAUGCCUCACCAAAUGAAUACAAGAGUGUCAGUCAUUGCAUUGGAUUACUCUUUAAACAGUCAGGUUUUGCCGGUUUCUUCAAGGGUUACGUCCCAGCCUUCAUACGUCUGGCCCCACAAACUAUUUUGACAUUUGUUUUCUUGGAACAGCUAAGGAUUAAAUUUGGAAUAAGAAUUACCAGUAGUUCUGAGACUAUAAAAUAAAGAGAUUAAAAACUCACUUAAUCUCAAUAAUGAUUAUUAUAUUUAUCUCUAAUUGUUGUUAAAUAUUAGUUUUAUAUAUUUUUGGUGAAUAUCAUGUGUCCGGUGAUCGAUAUGAUGAUGACAUUUACAGUUAAGACAUUAGACAUUUUGUCCAUAAAAUAUAUUUAUUAUAAGAAUUUUUAUUUAUAGCAUUUAAUGACAAUAUAAUU